This is a messenger RNA of Ilex paraguariensis (yerba mate), 579 nucleotides long. The record is from the annotation of a GenBank genome assembly. Lineage: Eukaryota; Viridiplantae; Streptophyta; Magnoliopsida; Aquifoliales; Aquifoliaceae.
AUGGCCAACAUCACAGUCCAAAAACAUCAAAGAAAAAUGGUUCUCCAAUCUGAGGUCUAUCCUGGUUAUGGUUACCAACAGAAGGGAUAUUCUGUGCAACAGCAGGGGUACUACUCCACCAAUGACAACUACAGCACCCCUCCUCUGAGCAUGCCGGUGAUGAUCAACCCAUGUGCUACCACCCCUCAGUACCCUAACCAUCACAUGGUAGCUGGUGGAGGCUAUGCUCAGCUGCAUGAUGACUCGUAUGGCAAAAACAAGCCCCCAAAUGGCAUGCACAACACAACUGACUACUACUACAGCCAUGGCUCACAGGGCCAGAUGUUGCCUUCUAACGGGAACGACGGUUAUGCUUCUUCCGGUGGCAAACACAGCAACCCCACGGGGAACACUGGGUACACGGCAAGCUAUUUACAACAUGUUCCGCAACCUGUUCCCAGUGGAAUAGAGGCAAUGAAAUAUGAGUAUUCAAGCUCGGGUAACGAGCGUGAACGCAACCCAUUUUACUAUCAGAAUUCCAACAGCCCGCAAAAUGGCUACCCCAAGGCGGAGUGGAUCCUUAAAGGGGUGGAUGACUGA